Molecule: messenger RNA, 354 nt
Organism: Cannabis sativa
Lineage: Eukaryota; Viridiplantae; Streptophyta; Magnoliopsida; Rosales; Cannabaceae
Exons: 2
Coding region: 1-354 (117 amino acids)
Source: RefSeq, a predicted model, not a curated record
AUGUCUCCUUAUCGCCUAGUUUAUGGGAAAGCAUGUCAUCUUCCCGUGGAGUUGGAACACAAGGCAUUUUGGGCAUUAAAGAACCUGAAUUUUGAUCUUUCAGCUGCGGGAAAGGCCCAAAAAUUGCAAUUAAAUGAGUUAGAUGAGCUGCGCUUAUUGAAGCUAUUUCCGGGGAAGCUUAAGUCCCGUUGGUCGGGUCCAUUUACGGUGAUGGAAGUGUAUCCUUUCGCGGCUGUUGUGGUGAAAGAUGAAAAGUCCGGAAGAGAAUUCAAGGUUAAUGGACAACGAUUGAAACAUUAUUGGGGAGAAGAGGUCAAUCGAGAAAAGAAUUCUAUCUCCUUGAAGGAUGUUUGA